UUGCCCACUGUUAAAGAAGCAUAAAACGUAAACAUUCAACAAUUUUGUUAAUAAAAUAUAAUUCAAUGGAGAACAAUGAGAAAAACUUAGGCAAGCUUACUGAAGAAUCACUUAAGCGUAAGGAACGUUUGCAGAAACUCCGCGAACAAGCACAAGCUAAAAAUACAGUAAAUGGGGAACAUGCGGAAAAAUUGACAAAGCCAGUUUUUCGCAGCUACACGCCGCUGAAUGAAAACACCGCGGGUGAAGUUCGCCCUCAGGAGCCUACGGGAAACAUUGAAACGGCCGUACAGUCGCAGCUUGAUUUGUUGCAGCAACCUAUGGUCAUAGAUGAAAUUGAUAUAACGAAUCUAGCGCCGCGCAAACCAGAUUGGGAUUUAAAACGUGAUGUUAGCAAGAAGCUCGAACGUCUAGAGCGGCGUACACAAAAAGCAAUUGCCGAGCUUAUACGUGAGCGGUUAAAGCUGAACCAGUUCGAGGACAUUAGCCAGGCUGUAAAUGUGGCCACGGCGCAGGUUGGCCGAAGCAAUGACGACGACUAUGACUAACCUUAUAUACAAUUAUAUUUAAUUAAGAUCAUUGAAAAUACAUAUAAAUUAAC
Molecule: messenger RNA, 601 nt
Organism: Drosophila busckii
Lineage: Eukaryota; Metazoa; Arthropoda; Insecta; Diptera; Drosophilidae
Product: coiled-coil domain-containing protein 12
Exons: 2
Coding region: 66-548 (160 amino acids)
Cellular component (GO): U2-type spliceosomal complex; post-mRNA release spliceosomal complex
Source: RefSeq, a predicted model, not a curated record